GCGCCCGCCCGCCCGAGCCCCGCCUGCUGCCAGCGCAAGAGGAGGGGGCUGCCCGGGCGAGCGCGUUGGCCCGCACCAGGGAGGCAGGCGGACUGGUGGACUUCGAGCAGGGGCGGUUCCCGGCCCCUUACGACUAGUCCUCUUGCCUUCCUCCUUCGCAGGACGACGGCAUUCGGCGCGAUGGACCUGGCGGGGCUCCUACUGGAUGAAGAAGGCACCUUCUCUCUCUCCGGCUUCCAGGACUUCACGUUCCUCCCGGGACACCAGAAGCUGAGCGCGCGGCUCCGAAAGAGACUCUACUAUGGCUGGGACUGGGAGGCCGACUGUAGCCUAGAGGAGCUCUCCAGCCCUGUGGCAGACAUUGCUGUGGAACUGCUACAGAAGGCAGCCCCCAGCCCUAUUCACCGACUUCAGAAGAAAUACGUAGCUCAUGUGUCGCGGGAGGCAUGCAUCUCCCCUUGUGCAAUGAUGCUAGCUCUGGUGUACAUUGAGCGGCUCCGGCAUCGAAACCCAGACUAUCUACAGCAUGUGUCAUCCUCUGACUUGUUCCUGAUCUCCAUGAUGGUGGCCAGUAAGUACCUCUAUGAUGAAGGGGAGGAGGAGGAGGUCUUUAAUGACGAGUGGGGAGCUGCUGGGGGUGUGGCUGUGCCCACUCUCAAUGCCCUGGAGAGGGGUUUCCUGAGUGCCAUGGACUGGCAUCUCUACACUGACCCUCGGGAGAUCUUUGAGGUGCUGAGCUGGCUGGAGAGCUGUGUGGCUGAGCAGCAGGGGCGGCGGCGGGGCUGGUACACCUACACAGACCUGUGUGUUCUGCUGGAGCAGCCAGCCUGGCAGCUGGCCCUGGGCUCCCUCUGUCAGCAGCUGGCAAAGCUAUCCUGCUUGUUAGCCAUGGCAUAUGUGAGCAGUGUGGCCCUGGCUGUGGCAUCAGUGGCUGUGAUCCACCAGUCCUUGGGGCUGUCUUGCAGCCCUCCACCUGGUCCCCCUGACCUUAGACUGGCCUCCAGGUGCCUCUUGGAGUCCUGCAUACCUUCUCCUGUGCCACAGUGCCUGCCGUCUCCUGCUAACAUCUCCAGCUGCCUGGAAGGGGACAUAGGGCUGCGUUCGCUCUGGGGAAGUCUUCUGGCCUCCCUGACUGCCCCACCAUUGCCUUCCCCAGACCCUCCUGCCCUUCCCACUCUUCUCCACAAAUGCCCCCUUUGCCAGAAGCUUCAGAGAGACUCCCCAACCUGCCGUGCCUGCCACCACACCAACCAUACGGUCUCUACUGGGCCUCCCAGCACCUGGUACCACACCCAUGGCCUGGCUCCCCCCUGGUCUUGGAGCCUGAUGCCCCCUCUACUCCCCCAGCCCCAGCAAUGUUCCCUUUUCAGUGUCAUGGAGCUGGCCCGCCUCAAGUCUUUCAUUUUCCCAGGCUAGGGAAGGCUCUGAGGAAUGCAUUAAGAGGACUUGGGAGUCCUUGAGAACCUGGAGGAGCCGAGCUUGGUUUAGAUCCUGUCUACCUCUCUGGGUCCUUGGCUGGUCCCCUGUUCUCCAGUGCUGGACUGAAGGGGUUGUGGGGCAGACAACAGAAGGCCACUCACUCUCCCAGACCUCAGUGGCUGGCUGCUUGCCUGGGGCAGUGAUACUGCCUGGGAAAGGUUCAGCUCACUGACUGGGCUGUGUCACAGAUCAACAGAAGAGAAGCCCCUGACUCUCCACCUCCCUGGGGCUCUUCUAGACUUGUUUUUGGGUUCUCUAGGGUGGGAGGGUGGGAGAUGGGGUAGGUGGGGUGAGGGAAGGAGGAACAGGUUAACCUAGGUCUGUGUGAUGUCUCUGCGGCAUGAUAGCCAGGGACUAAUAGGGCCGAGGUGGGUGCUGUUGAGGGAAGGCUGGGUGAUGUGGGAAAUCCUCUACACGCCCGUCUCUUAGGUGCAGUCUAAUGGAGUCAGGGAAUGGGACCUUCAACCUUGACCUUUUGUCUUCCACCUUCUCUUACUGCCCUGCUCCUACGCUUCCCUCUUCUGGUUCUUCUUCUGGUGUUCUCUUCACAGGCCUCUCUGGCCACUGCUUUGUAUCUGGGUUUUUCACGCUUUUGUAGAACUGAGGUUUCAAUAAACAGUUUCAAUUGCA
Trichechus manatus latirostris (Florida manatee) is the source of this 2109-nucleotide messenger RNA. It is a transcript of the gene CNPPD1, whose product is annotated as cyclin Pas1/PHO80 domain containing 1. Gene Ontology annotation, molecular function: protein kinase binding; cyclin-dependent protein serine/threonine kinase regulator activity. Gene Ontology annotation, biological process: regulation of cyclin-dependent protein serine/threonine kinase activity. The transcript is spliced from 8 exons. The coding region runs from base 181 to 1416 and encodes 411 amino acids. The record is from RefSeq and is a predicted model, not a curated record. Gene Ontology annotation, cellular component: nucleus; cyclin-dependent protein kinase holoenzyme complex. NCBI's taxonomy places the organism in Eukaryota, Metazoa, Chordata, Mammalia, Sirenia, Trichechidae.